AUGUACCAUCCCAAUAACCACCUCAAACCACCCACAAAACCAAACCUAACUUCCCAAUUCACCCCAAAAUGCCCUUAUCACCUAACCCUCCCGUUUCUCCCAUCUCCCAAACCCUUCAAACUCCCCAUCCUAACAUGCUUCUCCUCACCAACCAAAACCCUAUUCUCAAUCCUACGCACAAUCCCCGACUGGGCCGACCAAACCCAAGAACGCGGAAUGCAAAAAAACCGAACCCUCUACAACCACACAGACUGGGUCCAACACCGUUCCUCCCUCCGUCACGUGCGUCACUUUUUCUCUAGUCUCUCCUCACGUGUCAUCCUCUCUCUUGUUCCCCCCGUUCUCUUCUUCACCUCCUUCGCAGCUGCUAUUGCCACGUAUAACUCCGCCGUCUACUUCCAGUUGUUGCCCGAGUUUUUUCCUGUCUUUAGAGCUUCUUCGCUGCCGUAUCAGCUUACUGCGCCCGCGCUUGCGCUGUUGCUGGUUUUUCGGACGGAGGCUUCUUAUAGUAGGUUUGUGGAAGGGAAGAAGGCUUGGACUUCGGUUAUUGCGGCUGCCAAUGAUUUCGCCAGGCUUGUUAUGGCUGUUGUUGAUACAGGGACUCAAUCUGAGUAUGACCUCAAGAAUGGCCUUUUGAAUUAUAUUAUUGCUUUUCCUCUUGUUCUUAAGUGUUAUGUGUUGUAUGGUUCAGACAUUGAGAGAGAUCUUCAACAUUUGCUAGAAGUAGAUGAUAUAGCAUUGAUCAUGAAAUCGAAUCAUCGACCCCGCUGUGUUAUUGAGUUUAUAUCGCAAAGCAUUCGGCUACUAAAAUUGGAGGAUUCUAGAAGAAAUAUCCUGGAAUCAAAGAUCACUUGUUUCCAUGAAGGAAUUGGCUUAUGCGAACAGCUUAAGGGUAUUCCUAUUCCGUUAUCAUAUACACGCUUGACUUCAAGGUUUCUUGUCCUAUGGCAUCUGACUCUACCUAUCAUACUUUGGGAUGAAUGUCACUGGAUUGUGGUUCCUGCUACCUUUAUCAGUGCUGCCUCUUUGUUCUGCAUUGAAGAAGUUGGAGUUCUUAUAGAGGAUCCAUUUCCAAUGCUUGCGCUUAAUGAUCUCUGCCAAAAGGCCCAGAAUGACAUCCAAGAAGCAAUUGCAACCGAAAGUGUAAUUCAUGCACACCUCGCUGCAAAGCAAAACUACCAGUCUAAAGAACAUUCACCAAAUGGCCGGCCUACCUCCUAA
This is a messenger RNA of Vicia faba (fava bean), 1221 nucleotides long. Lineage: Eukaryota; Viridiplantae; Streptophyta; Magnoliopsida; Fabales; Fabaceae. The record is from the annotation of a GenBank genome assembly.